AUGGAAAAAAACAACCCCCAAAGUAAGAUUGGCCUAUCGAGCAAUGAAGGCGCUAAUGUGUGUAGAGGCAAAUCAAAAAGUAGACAAAUAAACCCCUUGAGGAAUCGUGGAGAAAGUAGCCGCGCUAAGGAAGUGAACGUGUCCUUCAGCAUGGUGGGUGAAGAGUGUGGAAAGAGGGAUCCCUCUGAAGGUGGCGCAAUGAAGCAAGAUAACGUUCAAUUCGGAAGAGGAAAAAGUGGGAGCAGUAACAGUGUCGGGGGGGUGAAUAAUUAUAAGUACAGAAAGAGUAGCGAACAAGGGAACGAUAGUCGUCGUCACCAGCGUGAGGAGGCAGAUAACCACAAUGAGCAUAAUCAGCCCAAUCGGAAGAAUCAGCCGAAUCAGCACACUCCCUUGAAUGGUGAUGAGGAGGAAGGGGAAAAGAUACCAAACGACGAACAGAUGAUGCGUGACGAGGAAGCCACGUACAAACACAACAGCGCGUCCGUAAGUUCUUACGAAAAUAACAAUAGGAAAACGCUUUACAGACACAACGUAUUGAAUGAGGAGCAAAAGAAUAUCGAGUGGCUUCUGACUAGACAGAAAAAUGUAGAGCAUCUUGAAUCGAUAAAUUUUAACGACAUGAUGAAGAACAACCUCUUUAGUUCCUUCCACAACAGGAACAGCCAUGAUGAUGGAGGGAAUGGAAUUGGAGGGAAUCGCAAUGGAGGGAAUGGAAAUGGAGUGAAUGCCAAUGGGCAUGGCAGUGGUGGUGACAUGAACAGAGGGAACAAACUUAGAAUGAGUAAGCGCGUCGGGAGGAACUACAACUCGAAAAAGAUUAACAGAACGCCCGACAACCUGGAGAUAAGCAACCUCGCAGAUAUGUUGUAUAAAAUUAAGAGGGAGGAGUACCGAGUGCAACCCGACGGGGAGGAGGAAGACUAUGAGAUGCCACUGGCCGGGAAGUACCACAGGUCGUACGAUGGCCCUUCUGAUGGGCGCUAUGAUGGGCGUUCUGAUAGGGCAUACGAUAGGCGGUACAAAACGUCGUUCGAGAGACCAUACGACACGUACUUCGAUCGGUACCCCAGUCGACGCGUGGACGGACCUCAGCUUAGGGGAUACGAUAAAAGCUACCAAAGUCACGUGGAUUUCCAAACGGAGUGCCAAAUGGGUCGUAAAAUCGACCGUCACUGGGACCGCCUUUUGGAUCGCGACGUCGACGAGCGAUGCGUGCAACGUUUCGAGAAGGACUACGACGAGCAGAUGCUCGGAGGCCCAGAAGAGACCUACCGAAACAGGCGAGCCAUGGAAGACUCCCGUGAGUACAGAGAGAGGAGGCAGGAUGCCCUGGCCACCUAUGAUGAUCGACGUUCACACAUGAUGCUCCACCAAGACAGCAGAAGAGCAGCAGACCUGUUUCUCCACAGAAGCGCCUUCAGAAGUGGCAGCGAGAGGCCAAAGGAAAAGCAGCACCAUCAGAAUAAACCGCUGAAUCAGCAGCACGUGUAUUCAAACAUAGCCGACAUAUGCAAAAGUUAUAUCAAAAAUAUUAAUAGCAUUAGCAAGGGCACAUAUAAGAGUCAAUGCAAGGCGGGUCUUUUUCGAUACCCAAGCGCAGAUGCAAAGCCCUAUGAUGAGCCAUACAGAAGUGGAGACCACUACAGUGGUGGGGACAGUUACAAGUCUGCCAUGAUUAAUAUGGCCAGAAGGGGAGGCCGAGCUGGAGGCACUGGGCCAAGAUUGAACGCGCCAAGUUGCACGGCCACAAAUGGCAAGGCGGUGAACAAUCACGAUUUGGCUAGCCACUCUUUUAGCAGCAGAAGGGUGAACAGCCGGGACAGGAGUAUUAUGGAGGGGAGCAACCGGGAAGGAAGCGGUAACCAGAUUGGCGGUAAUCAGAUUGUCGAUCACCAUGUGAAGGACCUCCAGCCCAGCGCCAUUCCCUCGAGUGGAAACCCGGCGAGUAAAAAACAUGAACCAGGUACCAAGCGGAAGCCCAUGCGCAGUGUCCACUUUGCUGACGUCGACCCCAAAGAGGGAAAGCCAAAGUGCAGCAGAAACGAUUAUCGAGCUAGUCAAAAUAACAUAAUGAAAAGAAACAAUUUGGAUCGAAGGAACAUCGACCCAUUGGUCUCGUCCUACAUAGAUGAAGGGGAAAAUAACCUGGAGCAGAAAAGGACGAAGAAGAAAAAUAAGCAUAGUAAUGCUAACAAGGUUGGUGAUGUCCAGAUGGGGAUAGUUAUCCCUGAGAGCUACGAUAGGAAAAGUGCCAAGGUGGCAGGAGGGGAUUCCUUCCUGGGAGCCAAAAGCGCAUCUCAUGAGAAGGCGCCCCUAUCCAGCCUUCCCAACGGUUCGAACAAUAACUCCAUCGCCAUUUCGAUCGGUAAUGAUACCAGCAAUGCCAAUGGUAGGAGUGUUGGAAAAGGCACUGGCAACCGCAGUAAUAGCCGCGGAAGCAACCGCGGAAGCAGUCGCAAAGGCAAUAGCAAUGGUAAUAACAGCGUGCCCAUCGGGCUGAGCGACAAAGCGGCUCCUCCACACCAUGCCGAACACGCAGGGGAAAAACAGAUUCCCAUGGAAAUCAUAAAAUACUGCAAGGAGAACAACCUUCUCCUGAAUAAAAACAAAAAAGAGCUGUUAAAGUACUACAGAGAUGCUUCUCAGGGUGAGGGGUUGCCCAGCGACUGCGCGAAGAAGGGGGUGAACCCGCAUAUGCUACUGGGGGAGGGGAGCAGCGCGAUGAGUGUGAACAACGCAAUUAGUGCAAACGACGGGAUAAGUGCAAACAACGCUUUGAAUGCGAGUACCCCUGUUGAAAAGCAGGGAAAGAGCAGUAACCUCUCCACUAAUCAUCCGGGUAGUAACCCAAUCAGGAGCGAAAACAAAACAACCGCAUGUGGUAGAAGUAAUAAGCAUCCAAAGAACAGUGAAAAUACGCUCCAAAGAAAUUGUCGACCCCAAGUAGCCAAGGAGGGCAGUAAGAUUCAGAAUACUAUACACCCGGUCGGCCGUAGUAAUAAUAGUAGUAGUGGUAACGAUAAGAGGGGCACUGGUGAUGCAUCAGCGGAGAGGAAAGAUUCGCCACAUCAGAGCUUCAUCUCUUUGACGAAUGAUGAGGGGGGUGUGGAGCCGAACUGUGGUAGUAAGGCUGUGGGCAUAAGCCAUAGUAAUGACGAUUUGGGGAUCAGCAGGAAGGGCAGUAAGAAGCACAGCGCAGGAGGUAGCGCAGCAGGUAGAGGAUCAAUUAGUGCGUCAGUUAGCGCGGCGAUGAAUGGUAGUUCUAUGAAUGGCGGCGCGGCGAAUUCCGCAAGUCUCCUCGAGGGAGCGGCUCCGAGCACUUUGAAGAAACCGUUCGGGGCGGAGAAGGCAUCUGAGAGGCUGAGAGGGCCUCACAGCGUCAACAUGAAUAGCGGCAACAUCCGUGGCGGAAACAUCCGUAGUGGCAAUCGCGCCGGCUGCAACCGCCAAGCGCUCGGCAUGCCGAUGAAGGAAGAGGAGCGCGUCAAGUUGAUGAACGACUACUACGAGGACAUGCUGAAGUGUUACCGGCAGUAUAGUCGAAGCGGCAUGGAUGACGCGAAGGCCUUCCACUUGUGCGACUACUGUGAGCAGAACAUUUUUAAUUUAAGUAACUUGCUAACGGCGAGUGAAGCCAAGGAUCACCUGUAUACAUGCAACAUAUCGUGCGGCAGGACGUUCCAUAUGAAAUGCGUGAGUCACGUCAAACCAAAGGGAAACAAUUUUAUAUGCUUCUUCUGCCUGUACGAUAUAAACUUUUGUUCCUUGUGCAAAGAGGUUACAACGAAUGAUGGACUCAUCCCCUGUUACUACCCACUCUGCAAUAUAUUUCUGCACACUCAGUGUGUAGAGAAGUUGCAGCUGAUGAGGACCGAUUGUUUGAAGCAGUACUACUAUUGUACACAUUUGGUUGCGCCCAAAUCGGGAGGUAAUGUCAACCAGGGGGAGGGAACCAAGGCCGAACCCCCAGGGGAAAGGAAAUGCAAGAAGAAACGAAAUUACUACCGAAGGAGAAAGCGGUAUGGAAAGAAAAAAUACGUCACGUUGAAUAAAAAAAUUGACAAGAAUCAGAAGAGUGAGAAGGGUCAGAAGGAUGAGAAUAAUGAGACGAAUCAGAAGAAUGAGAUGCGUGAGAAGCCAAGUGAACUUCACCAGGGAAACACAGCUGAUACUUGCAAAAAUGGAACAUGUGUGAAGAAAGUGCCCCUUGAUGGCAGUCACCAGAUGGACAACCCCGAUAAUAAGCGUACCGUCCUGAACACCCCAGAAGGAAAGAAGGAGCUAGCCAAAAUGGACGAACUGGCCCAAAAGGCUGCCGGACAUUUAAGACUUAGCAAGUACAUAUGCCCCUUACAUGUCUGCUACGUGUGCAAAGAAUUUUAUAUAGUCAAUUUGGAGAAAGUGAAGAAUAAAAAAAGCAAUUGUCUCUUCCGAUGUCUAAAGUGCCUCAAGUCAGUUCACCUCCAUUGCAUGAAAAACAGUUACAUUAUUUCAUUUAAGCAAAAGAUUAUGUUCUGCUCGGUUCACAUUGAGUACUACAAGAAGAAGCACAUGGAAAUGUUACUUAAUCGAUUUUGCCGAAUGACCAAUGGUGUGCAAGGGACAAUGAAGCCUCUACAACAUGUGAAGAAUGACAGCAUUAUUCCCUGCGUUAAAGGCGUCCUUACCGUUACGAAUCCGACUAGUAUUAUCGUGCCCACGACGGGUCAUAAACACAAAAGGGGAAGCAGCAGCAAUCGAGUAGUCAACAGAAGCGGCUCCCAUCCUUUGGCGCUGCCUCCCAAACCUAUGGAGCAAAAAGACAACGUUGCACGUGCCUCUAAGAGGCUUACAGCCCCCGCAGGAGAACCCACCAAGCUAGGGUUAUACCCGUUUGAAAAAAGAAACAAUACAAAUGUUCCCCUAUCUUGCGAGGACGGUGAGGCACAGAAUGUUGCCCAGCAGGGGAAGAUAAAACCGGGCAGCUCCCAAAACGGAGUUAUCAUCACUGAGAAUGUUAAGCAGAUUUUCGAAGGAGAAAAUAAUAGAAACAGCAUUGCGCAUAUUCCUGUCAGUAGUGUUGUUGUAUCCCCUAACUUGGGGCAGAAGAAGGAAAAGGAAAAAGUGAUGUUUGACCUAACCGACGAAGGUGGAAAAGAAGACAGCUUCUUCUUGACGAAUGAAUUUAAGGCGAGAUAUUCUUGUCCAGAGCAGGAGUCUAGCAAGUGUGUUGGCCAGGACAUCCCCCUAGUGGUGGCCUCCCCGAUGGGGGUGAACCCUCACAUGGAGGAGGAGCUUCCAACAAAUGCAAAUCGUGGUGAGGUCCCCCCCAACAGUGCGCAUAUUUCCCUGCCGCCAUACCACAGUUAUAAAGGCAAUUCCCAGGCGGCGAGCGAAAUUGUAGGCGCUGCGAACAGCAAAAAGGAGGAGACCCAUUUGGAGAGGAAAAACGGCACGGUCGGUGAGGAGGCAAAGGGACACGACGACAUAAAGGAAGACAAAAAUGGAGACAAAAAUGACGACCGAAAUGAAAACCCAAAUGACGAUGCAACUUUAAAAAAAAAAAAAAGAAAAGUUUCAAAUGUCAACGACAUCGAAAUAUUGAAAAAUUACAAUUUGGACAUAAACAUUUUGAGCGAUUUUACCAAGCGCAAUCCGGACUCCUGUACAAUGCAGAAAGCGAACACUUUGUCGAAGCGGAGCUGCGACGCUAGUGGCACUGCUGAUGGGGGGGCGCGCGUGCCAAGUGUCGUUGCCAAGGGGGAGAAGCGUCCCUUCGGCUCUAUCGGUGUGCAAGGCGGCGCGAAUCAAAUUUGCGGCAAACGGGUCAGUAUACCCAUCAAGGGGAGACAAUCAAAGGGGGAAAUCCUAGGUACGCGAAAUUUGAAAAACAUUAGUAGUUGCAAAAUGGAGCAGUUAUAUAAGAACCUGUUAUCUCCCAAGACGAUCUGCCACCUGUACACGAGGGAGCACUUCCAAAGCGAAGCGGAAUAUAAUUACUACAUCCUGAUCAAGGUCAGGACAAUUCUGCGCAUGGAGAGGUCGCUGUUGGCUUUAAACCAAAUGAACCCAAACAAGAUAAGUGAAGAAUGUGAAGAACACAUAAACAUUUUGUGCACCUUUCGGGAGGACUUUAUCAAUUUUGUCAUUUUUCUGUUUAAGAAGCGAGGCGGAGGUGACAUGCUCACAGAUGGGCUACAAAAUGGGGUACAAAGCAGACUACAAGGUGGGCCACAGAAUGGACUCCCAAAUGAAGCGCCCAGCGACUACAUAACCAGAGAGGAAAAACAGACCCAUAGGAAUGGAGCCGAACCAUUUACACCUCAGUUUGAAAGUAAAGACGAAGGGAAAACCUCCAGCUGUAGGAGAGAUGUCGUGAAGAUGGGCCAACGUAAUAAUGCCACCGCGAGUGGAGCCGAAGACAAAGUAGAAAAGUGCUCGUUGGAUGAGGAGGCAAAGAAGGACGCGCUUCGUGGAAAUACUAACCAGUAUCCGAGUUGGGAGAAGCAUGGAGAUGGGGAAGAACCAGGUGUGGUUGUGAUCGCCGCUAACGAAACCACCGCCGAUAAAGAACAGGCCAGGACCCCAGACGAGGAGGAAAAAACAAGAUGGGUCUCCAACGAUUUGCUGAACAUAUUGUACAAGGAGCUGAAAAAUGCAACCAGCAUUAUUGGGCCCACUGUGAAAGAAAGAACGCGUCAGGGAUUGCCGCUGGGGAAGAGUUUCCAUACGGUGGAGGAUAGCGUACAAGGGGUAGUAGACCUCAACAGAGUGACAACACUGUCUGCCGGUGAGAAUCGAAAUUUGUGCAUGAGCCAAAGCAGAUGUUUGAAUGCCCAGAUGAACGGGAAGGGGAACACUCCCAUUGGCAGUAAAGGAGGCACUACAGAGUGGAAAGAAGAAAUAGGUAAGGGAGGACCCCUUGGGGGGCGAAUGAACGUACGAAAUAGUACCGACGUGAAAUCAGCAGAAAUAUUGCUCACUGUGGAGGGUCAAUCAAACCAGGUGAACGAAAAUAAUGGAGAAAUAGAAGAGGACGUUGGAAAGGGAAAGAGAAAAAUGUUCAGAAACGGAAAAGUAGAUUUUUUACAGAUAACCCAAAAUGGCUCCAAAAUAGAUGUAAGCCUUUUAAAAAAGUACAGUUUUUACUUAAACUUUGAAUAUAUUUCCAAGAAUGUGUAUUUUAAUGACAAGAAUAAAAACCUGUUGUCGUGUAAAUCGGAUGACUACAGAUGCUUGUGCCAGGGAGAGUGCGACCCCUUCAGUUGCUACAAUUCGCUGAGCAAGAUUCAGUGCUCCAAGAACAGGUGCAACUUGCCAAUACAGAUUCAGGACAAGAAGUGCUUCAACCGGCCGUUCAGGCAGUCCGCGAUAAAGGAUCUCGAGAUAAGAAAAACGGAACGCACUGGAUACGGAGUGUUUUGCAAGCGGGACAUAAAAAAUGGAGAACUCAUAUGCGAGUACGUUGGGGAGGUCCUGGCAAAAAACGAAUUUGAGGAAAGAUUGGAAGCAUACCAGGAGGAAAGCAAAAAGACGGACAUGUACAACUGGUACGCAAUUCAGAUUAAUCGAGAUGUGCACAUUGAUAGCAAGAGGAAGGGCAACAUCUCCAGAUUCGUAAACCACUCGUGCUCGCCCAACAGCGUUUCGCAGAAGUGGAUCGUCCGCGGCUUCUAUCGGAUUGGCAUAUUUGCCCAGCAGGACAUUCCUGCCGGGGAGGAGAUAACGUACAACUACAGCUACAACUUCGUGUUCAAUAAUUUCGAGUGCCUGUGCAACUCAGCCAACUGCAUGAAUUACAACGUGAAGAAGAAGGAAGAGACAGACAACGAAAUAAACGAUAUUGAUGUAACGGAUAAUGAUAUAUUCAAUCCGAUGGAGAAUUUCAACAAUCUGCACAGGAAGAUGCAAGACUGGAUCGUCAGCCUUGACAGCGUAGAAACGAAAUCGUUAUAUAAGGAAAACAAGAUGAAUGCCAUUAAUUUAAGGCUAAUGGAAUCUUUCUCCACCUGGAUUUUUUAUGAUCUGAAUUUUGACAGAAAUCAGUUUUUCUCACUGAGGUCCAGACCCUUCAAUCCGAUGAGUGAAUUUUGGAAAAUCCUCGUUUCGUCCUUUUCCGAUGGCGAGAAGAAUAUCAUAAACGCCUUCAAUUUAUUCUUGCCUUCCCUGAUAAAGAUUGGCCAGCUGCGCAGGAUUCAGCAGUAUAGCUACAUCCUUCACAACAUCGUGGGCGCGGAGCACGAGAUGUGGAACCUCAUCGACAAGGGAUUUGCGGAUGACGAAGUGUGCAGAAAGUGUAAAAGCUGCGGCAACCUGACUAUGUGCGAUAAAUGCUUCAACAGCUACCACCAGAUCUGCGGAAAUAUACACUCGAAGGUUUACAAAAACAACGAACUAGUUUUGUGCAAAUUCUGUCAAAAGUAUGAUCACAAGAUAAAGUGGAUAAAGCAAAACUACAGAGAACAAAUGAAGUGUUCCAUUGAAAUUAGAAGCCGCGCCUUUUACAAACUGAAUCGCGAUAUCAUGACGCUGUUGGAACAGUCGGUAAAAUAUACGAAGGAUAUGUCCAUAUCGGCCAUCACCGAGCACAAUUCGAAGGAGUACAACAGCAAGAAGCUCCGCUGGAAGAAGUUCCAGUACAAGUACGUGAAGAUAUGA
Molecule: messenger RNA, 8640 nt
Organism: Plasmodium inui San Antonio 1
Lineage: Eukaryota; Apicomplexa; Aconoidasida; Haemosporida; Plasmodiidae
Exons: 4
Coding region: 1-8640 (2879 amino acids)
Biological process (GO): regulation of DNA-templated transcription
Cellular component (GO): chromatin; nucleus
Molecular function (GO): histone H3K36 methyltransferase activity; protein binding
Source: RefSeq, a predicted model, not a curated record